This is a messenger RNA of Gilbertella persicaria, 1468 nucleotides long. RefSeq lists its product as uncharacterized. The transcript has 10 exons. Lineage: Eukaryota; Fungi; Mucoromycota; Mucoromycetes; Mucorales; Choanephoraceae. The record is from RefSeq and is a predicted model, not a curated record. The annotation marks the transcript as partial.
AAUAAGUCUAUUCUUUACCCAAAAAAAAUUAAUUUUUGAUGUGGAACACAAGCACUUGUCAUUUAUUCAUAUACAUAAUUACAUAUGUAAAAAAGUCUUCUAAUCAAUUUCAUAUAAAUACACUUGAGUAUUUGAGAAAUUCUUUUUUAUUAUUAUUUUUCAUAACUACUUCCUCUCUUUUACAUUAGUAUUUUACUAAUCUCCAACCCAUUCAUUCUUGCAAACACACAUACACAAACUUCUUUAAAAAUGAGAAUCUCUGUUGCUUCCUUACUCUUCUUGGCUGCUAUUUGUACUUCUACAGUUUCUGCUUCUCCUAUCACAAGAAAUAACUCUCUCGAAACAAGAUAUAUUGAAACAUCUAACGUUGAAACACCAUUACUUCAAAAAAGAACAUUCGGCUGUCCCUGUCAAGCAAAUGACGACCUCAUUGACAAACUCAUGAGUUCAAUCAAAACUGACCUUAAUGCUCGUAUCUUUACACCAGUUUCAGUUACUUUCUCUGAAAAGGCUGCUGGUUCCCUUGAUAUUUACUCAUUCCUUGGAGGCGUUUUCGAUAUUGGCACAUCUGGUCUCAAGUCAAUCGAAGCUGCUGCUGUUGCUAAUUUGAGAUCCUCUUUUGGCGCUAGCUUGGACACACAAGUCAACUCCAAGAUUUAUGCUAAGCUUGAAGCUAAACUUCGUAAAAAGUGUGGAGGAAAGACCUUAUCAAAUAACAAACUUGCUGUUAUUGUGGCUGAAAUCCAUGCUGAAGCCAAGUCAUUGAUUCAAACUGAACUUCCCAAGAUUGGUAACAGUUUGCGCGUCAAGGCCAAAAAAUGUGUUAGCUCUACUAUUGUCGAUAUUGAAGGAAAAGUUUCUGGUUCAGGCCAUGGUUCUGCUAGUGUAGGGGGAAAGGUUUCUGGCUCUGGACAUGCUUCUGGUUCAGGUCAUGCUUCUGGCUCAGGUCAUGCUUGUGGAAAGGUUUCUGGCUCUGGCCAUGCUUCUGGCUCUGGACAUGGUUCUACUAGUGUAGGCGGAAAGGUUUCUGGCUCUGGCCAUGUUUCUGGCUCAGGACAUGCUGGUGGAAAGGUUUCUGGCUCUGGACAUGCUUCUAGUUCUGGCCAUGCUUCUGGCUCUGGACAUGCUGGUGGAAAGGUUUCUGGCUCUGGACAUGCUUCUAGUUCAGGUCAUGCUUCUGGCCAUGCUUCUAGACAUGCUUCUGGCCAUGCUUCUGGCCAUGUUUCUGGCCAUGUUUCUGGCCAUGUUUCUGGCCAUCUCUGGCCAUGCUGGUGGCCAUGCUGGUGUUUCUGGCGGCGUCUCUGGCGGUGUGUCAGGCUCUGGCCAUGCUUGGCCAUGCUGGUGUUUCUGGCUCUGGCCAUGCUGGUGUUUCUGGCGGCGUCUCUGGCGGUGUGUCAGGCUCUGGCCAUGCUGGUGUUUCUGGCUCUGGCCAUGCUGGUGUUUCCGGCGGCGUCUCUGGCGGUGUGUC